UGCCGUCCCUCCCCUCCUCUCUCCAGCCUGCGCCGGGCAGGGAGUCGCCUCCAGGUCCAGGAGCGAGAGCAGCCGCAGCUGGGAGCGGAGCAGGCACGGUGGAGACCUGCUGCCGCCCCUCGCCCUCCUCCCGCUGCCCCUCGCACCAUGGCCCGCUGCACAUCAGCGGCCGGGCUCGGCUUCGUGCUCCUGCUGUGGAGCGGGGCGCUUUUCCUCGCCGCCUCCCCGCAGCCCCAGCCGCCGCGGGGCAGCGUGUGGUGCCCCAGCCGCUGCUUGUGCUUCCGCACCACGGUGCGCUGCAUGCAUCUGAUGCUGGAAAGCGUCCCCGCCGUGUCGCCCCAAACCACCAUCCUAGAUCUACGGUUUAAUAGAAUUAAAGAAAUUCAGCCUGGAGCAUUUAGACGGCUUAAAAACCUGAACACACUGCUUCUAAACAACAAUCAGAUUAAAAGAAUACCUAGUGGGGCAUUUGAAGACCUUGAAAAUCUAAAAUAUCUCUAUUUGUACAAGAAUGAAAUCCAGUCAAUUGACAGGCAAGCAUUUAAAGGACUUGCCUCUCUAGAACAACUGUAUCUGCACUUUAAUCACAUAGAAACAUUGGAACCUGAAUCCUUUACGCAUCUUCCAAAACUUGAAAGACUAUUUUUGCAUAAUAACAGAAUAGCUCAUUUGGUUCCUGGGACAUUUAGUCAUCUGGAAUCUAUGAAGAGACUGCGUUUAGAUUCAAAUGCUCUGCAUUGUGACUGUGAAAUCCUAUGGCUGGCAGAUUUGUUGAAGACAUAUGCAGAAUCUGGUAAUGCUCAAGCAGCAGCUACUUGUGAGUAUCCAAGGAGGAUCCAGGGACGAUCAGUGGCCACAAUAACACCAGAAGAACUUAACUGUGAGAGGCCAAGAAUUACGUCGGAACCUCAGGAUGUGGACGUUACCUCAGGGAAUACAGUGUACUUCACUUGCAGAGCUGAAGGCAAUCCCAAACCAGAAAUUAUCUGGCUUCGAAACAAUAAUGAGCUCAGUAUGAAAACAGAUUCCCGUCUCAACUUACUAGAUGAUGGCACUCUGAUGAUUCAGAAUACUCAAGAGACAGACCAGGGUAUUUACCAGUGUAUGGCGAAAAAUGUGGCAGGAGAAGUGAAAACUCAAGAAGUUACUCUUAGAUACUUUGGGUCACCAGCCAGGCCAAGUUUUGUGAUCCACCCACAAAAUACAGAAGUAUUAGUUGGAGAAAGUGUUACUUUGGAAUGCAGUGCAACUGGCCACCCGCAACCGCGGAUCACAUGGACAAAAGGCGACAGAACCCCUUUACCAAAUGAUCCUCGCAUCACAAUAACUCCUUCAGGAGGCCUUUAUAUACAAAAUGUGAACCAGGAAGAUAGUGGCGAGUAUACCUGUUUUGCAACCAACAGUAUAGAUAAUAUCCAUGCAACUGCUUACAUCAUAGUGCAAGCUGUACCUCAAUUUACUGUCACUCCUCAAGACAGAGUAGUGAUUGAGGGCCACACUGUAGAUUUCCCUUGUGAAGCGCAAGGCUAUCCACAGCCCGUUAUUGCCUGGACCAAAGGAGGGAGCCAACUCUCUGUAGAUAGAAGACAUCUAGUACUAUCAUCUGGAACACUGAGGAUUUCCGGAGUUGCUCUACAUGACCAAGGCCAAUACGAAUGUCAAGCCGUCAACAUUGUAGGAUCCCAAAGAACAGCUGUACAGUUAACAGUACAACCUAGAGUUACCCCUGUGUUUGCUAACGUUCCGAGUGAUAUGACAGUAGAAGUUGGCAUAAACGUUCAGAUUCCAUGCAGUUCUCAAGGAGAGCCUGAGCCAGUAAUAACAUGGAAUAAGGACGGAGUUCAGGUAACAGAAAGCGGAAAAUUUCAUGUUAGUCCGGAGGGAUUUCUUACCAUUCGUGAUGUUGGAACAGCUGAUGAAGGUCGAUAUGAAUGUGUUGCCCGGAAUACUAUUGGAUACUCCUCAGUUAGCAUGGUGCUAAGUGUUAAUGUUCCUAAUGUCAGUCGAAAUGGAGAUCCAUUUGUAGCAACAUCAAUCGUUGAAGCAAUUGCAACUGUUGACAGAGCUAUAAAUUCAACACGUACACAUUUGUUUGACAGUCGUCCUCGUUCUCCAAAUGAUUUGCUAGCCUUAUUUCGAUACCCAAGAGAUCCUUACACUGUUGAGCAAGCAAGAGCUGGAGAAAUAUUUGAAAGGACAUUGCAGUUAAUUCAAGAUCAUGUACAAGAUGGUUUAAUGGUUGACCUAAAUGGAACAAGCUAUCACUAUAACGAUCUUGUAUCUCCACAAUACUUGAACCUGAUAGCUAAUCUGUCAGGCUGCACAGCCCAUAGACGAGUGAAUAACUGCUCAGAUAUGUGCUUUCACCAGAAAUACAGGACACAUGAUGGAACUUGCAAUAACCUGCAGCAUCCGAUGUGGGGAGCCUCUUUGACAGCCUUUGAACGUUUGUUAAAGUCAGUCUAUGAAAAUGGAUUUAAUUUGCCUAGGGGCAUUGGACCUAAUAGACACUAUAAUGGAUACACGCUCCCCAUGCCUCGCUUGGUUUCAACAUCUCUAAUAGGAACUGAAACAAUAACCCCUGAUGAUCAGUUUACUCACAUGCUAAUGCAAUGGGGUCAGUUCCUUGAUCAUGACCUUGACUCUACAGUUGCUGCUCUUAGUGAAGCCAGGUUUUCUGAUGGUCAGCACUGCAGUUCAGUUUGUACCAACGAUCCUCCAUGUUUCUCAAUCAUGGUACCUCCAAAUGACCCCCGAGUUAGAAAUGGUGCACGGUGCAUGUUUUUUGUACGCUCCAGUCCUGUUUGUGGAAGUGGCAUGACAUCUCUUCUGAUGAAUUCUGUUUACCCACGAGAACAGAUUAACCAGCUGACUUCGUAUAUUGAUGCAUCCAAUGUGUAUGGCAGUUCAGACCACGAGUCACAAGAAAUCAGAGACUUGGCAAGUCAAAGGGGUCUUCUGAGACAGGGCAUUGUACAGAGAUCUGGCAAGCCGCUUCUUCCAUUUGCUACUGGCCCACCAACAGAAUGCAUGAGAGAUGAAAAUGAGAGCCCAAUUCCUUGCUUCUUAGCUGGGGAUCAUCGUGCUAAUGAGCAACUGGGUCUCACCAGUAUGCAUACAUUGUGGUUUAGGGAACACAACAGAAUUGCUACAGAGUUACUGAAACUCAACCCACACUGGGAUGGGGACACAAUAUAUCAUGAAACACGCAAAAUUGUUGGUGCAGAAGUGCAACAUAUAACAUACAACCAUUGGCUACCUAAGAUCUUUGGAGAGGUAGGCAUGAAGAUGCUUGGCGAAUAUAAAGGUUAUGAUCCCAAUGUUAAUUCUGGCAUAACUAAUGAGUUUGCAACUGCCGCUUUUAGGUUUGGUCACACACUUAUCAAUCCCUUACUCUAUCGGCUGGAUGAAAACUUUGAACCUAUUCUACAAGGCCAUAUACCUCUUCAUAAGGCAUUCUUCUCUCCCUUUCGGAUUGUAAAUGAAGGAGGCAUUGAUCCACUUUUAAGGGGAUUGUUUGGUGUUGCUGGUAAGAUGCGAGUACCAUCACAGUUACUCAAUACAGAAUUAACAGAGAGACUAUUCUCCAUGGCACGUACCGUGGCUUUAGAUCUGGCAGCUAUGAAUAUUCAGAGAGGCAGAGAUCAUGGAAUUCCUCCCUACCAUGAUUUUAGAGUUUACUGUAAUCUUUCUUCAGCUCAUACUUUUGAAGAUCUGAAAAACGAAAUGAGGAAUCCUGAAAUCAGGGAGAAACUUAGCAGGCUCUAUGGUUCACCUCUGAACAUAGAUUUAUUUCCUGCUCUUAUGGUAGAAGAUUUAGUUCCUGGUAGCCGAUUGGGGCCAAGUUUGAUGUGUCUAUUGAAUACACAGUUUAAACGUCUUCGAGAUGGAGACAGGUUAUGGUAUGAGAAUCCUGGUGUAUUUAGUCCACCUCAGCUGACUCAGAUCAAGCAAACAUCUCUUGCCAGAAUUUUGUGCGACAACGCUGACAAUAUAACCAGAGUGCAACGUGAUGUCUUUAAGGUGGCCGAGUUCCCACAUGGUUAUGGUAGCUGUGAAGAAAUUCCUAAACUGGAUCUCAGGAUGUGGCAAGAUUGCUGUGAAGGUGGAGGAAAAUGGAAUAUUUUCUGCAAAUGCACAUGAGGUUCUUGCAGUCUCCAGUCCAGUCUGGGAUUGAUGCCUUUCACUCUGAUGCUUCUAAAUGUGAAAAGCAAAAUUGAAUGCUACAGUUUGCUGCCAACUUCAGGUCCUGUUUUCUGCUUUGGUUUAUUUUCCAGCUCUAAUUUUUCUAAGACCUUCAACAUGUGAAACAAUAAUACUUAAACCCCCAGUCUUGUCUGUUUUCCUCAGAAGAAAUAUGAAAUGUUAAGGAAAAGCAGCAGAAAAUUUGGGUUCUUACUGCAUCCAUCAAUAACAGCAUCUGUUUGCCUGGAAAAUGCCCACACUCCGCUGUCCCCAAAGUGAUACAAGCAGGGACUACAGAUAAUAUUUGCCCCACCUCAAUGUCUAGGAACUUGCUUAGAAGCCAGAGCAGGGCAAAUAUUGGGGCAGUAGCAUUGAAAUCAGUAAUAAUGGGCUAGAUUCUCUCAUGCCAAGAUCCAUUCAGUGCGGGAAUCGGGGAGAGAAGAGUUUUGGUUAUGGCUUCUUGAUUGUGCUAGUAUAAGUUACAUCAGCGUAGGGUCUGCUCUGGUUUAUGAAAAAUGGGUACUGUAGGGGACCCUAUGCUAGCUGUGAACUGGCGGAGUAGAGAUGGGCUCUUCUCCAUCCAGAUGUGCCCUUUCCCUGCCCUGACACACACCUUACUCCAAUUGGUGUAGGAAGCAGUGUCGCCUGUUUUAUGAUAUCAAGUGUCCCCUUCCAGAGGAAUUCUCAAACCAGCAGUAACAGCCAGAUUCUAGUCCAGCAUCUGGAACUUGGAAAGGGAGAAUCUGUCCUAGGGGGUUCAUAUCUCCAGAUCUACAAGAAAGGAGGGUCUUCAGGCCCUUGCAUAAUAAGAUUCCAUCUUGUCUCCUUUUUGUCUAGAAACUGUGUUCCUUGUGUCCCAGGUACUCUGUGAUUUAGAUAUUAAGCUGAGAAUUAAGAAUACUAUAUUCUUCAGGCAUAACUCUCUCUGAAAUGCUAUAACAGCCCAGACAGUGUCUCAGAAUCUCACCCUCAUAGGCACCUUUUGAGGAUGAAAAAUUAUUAUAACUAGUGCAGCAAUAGAGGACGUCAUCUGCUCACUCCCACAGAGAUGUUGGAAUGCUCUCAGAUUCUGAAAGAGUCUGAAAGAAACAAGCUUUUACAUACAUUUUGUCACAGACUAUUUGUGUGUAUAUGUAUAAACCUAAGACAUUGUGUCUUUCUCAACCAGAGCCCCAAAACAGUUGGGACAAAAUUAUUCUGACUACCAAAAUCUAUACCAGAGUAUAACCGAUUCUGUUACACAUUAAUGCUCUCUCCAAACAAUGCUUAAGACUCCGUACACUCCUUUUGUUUUUUUCAUCACCACAAACAUAAGGACUACCAGACUGUAGCUUUCACAGAACUGGUUUAUGAAUCUGAAAUAUCCAGUUACAUGUUUACAAGGUAGGCUAGUAUGUAUGAAGGGCCUUGCACUUUAGCUAAUACAACAUUCUGCUAUGAAGAGCUCAUUUUAAAAGUUAAAUUCUGAUCAAGCCACUGUUCUGGGCCCUUCGAUUCAUUUCAUUCGCAAGCCUGAAAGUGAGUGAGCCAAAAGAGUGAUCCCAGCCUUCUCCAGGACCACCCUCCUCCCUCAGGGUCAGUUGGAAGCUCUUCUUAUGAAACGAAAAUACUGGGUAGGACAAAAUGUGUAGUGUGACCACACUUUGGAUAUAUAGUGUAUAGUUGUAUGCCAACUUGAUCAACUCUUAUAUAACAUGAACAAAGUAUAGACAGGAAUUUGCAGUGUAUUUAUUUAUUUGAUUUUUAUAACCACGAAAAAGUGCCUAUCCCUAGUUCUCAGUUCCCUUGACAAUCUCUUUAAAUAUAUAUAACAUACACAUUAAAUAAACUAUCUUUCCUCAAUUGCUGCCAGAACAUAAAAUUGUGGCCCCAGCAAAUAACUAACAAAAAUGUAAUUGCUCCAACGGAAUAUCCACUAGUGUUCUUUUCCAUUUUCUAGCCCAAUAAAUUCCCCCCAUUCCUGAGCCAGGGAGAAAAUGUGGGCUUGCAUAGGCUUCUUGAGGAUAAUAAAUUAGGGAUGUUCUGGGGAUCAGAUUCCAAAAGUAUAGAACCCUUAAGAAGAAUGUGUCCCACCAUCACCUUUUAUUUUAUAUCAGUAUGGCUCUAGCUCAGGUCCUUUUACUGACCAUAAUUGUGUAAAUAUGACUUGAGGAGAAAGGGUUAAAAAUGUUUAAUUUAAUCCAGCAAUUGUUUGGUAUAGAGACCUCUUGCUAUGUUAUAAUAAGAUACAAAGAAAAAGAUAUCCUUGAAGUAAAAGUUGCAUCUUGACUUAAUGAGUCCAGCAUACUCCAGUGUCCUAAUAAUAGUGUUACGCACUGACAAGAACCUCGAGUGCUAUAUAGACUCAAGAUGAAGAUAGUCCCUGCCUCCAAAGAAUUUAUAAUCUAGAAGGCAAAGAGAAGUCAGGAUAUGCUUGGAAGCUCAUAUAAGGUAACAAUUCAGAGGAUGUUUACUUGGCUUACUUCGUGUGAGUAUUGUGAAAUGAGUGAACUGGAAGGCUUCAAUGGUGACUCAAUCAGACAAAUUUGAGCAUCUGCUGGCAAAUUUUGCAUUAGUAAAAUGCAAGACUAUGCACAAAAAAUCAUGUGUUCUUACGGCAAACAAAACAUUUUAUUGCUGCUUCUAUCUGUCUGAUGAAUUAUAAACAACAGUGAACAAAAUUCAUGUGUGGAAUAACUCCACUGAGAUCAAUGAAGCUACACCAGGAGUGAAUUUGUUGCACAACAUUUCAGCCAUUUUAACAACAUAUAUAUAUAUAUAUAUUUAACAACACUAAAAAAUCAAAGUAGGAGUAGGAAUCAAAAAUGCUCAACAAACACUGUAACUUUCAUUUUGACUGUUACAAGUUGUUCUGAAGUAGCAGUGUAUUGUAGAUUAUGGUUCUCCUUUCCAAGUGAACUUUUACCAACUUUUCCAAAUUUCUGUAGCAUAAACAAUAAUAUACAGGCAAAAGUUCUUUGUCACAUAUUUAUAAAGUUAUAAAGAAGUUAAGUCCCAUAAAAAUUAAAGUCAAAAGAAAACAUGAGUUUCUCCUACCCUGGUAACAAAGAGAAUCUUUUGAACUUUUACAGUUAGAACAGAAAUAUCAAUAGGAAGGAAUUUCCCAGAUUGGUAAGUGAGAGAUGUAGAAAUUACAUAUACAGGUAGGAUGCAAGGGCUGUAUUCAUACUUGAUGUAAAAAAUGGUUUAAUAAUUAAUACUAUCUCUAUUUUUACUCAAUGUUAUAUGAAAUCUAUUUAGAUGAUAUGAUUAAUACUGAAUAUGUCUAUUUUCUCUGAUGACUUUACACAAUAUUUUCAUUGAAGAUUGAACUGAUUAAAAAGAUUUUGGAAUGUAAGUCUGCCAGAUGUCAAUUGCAAUAGGCAAGUGGCUCUAAAUUAUUCUGUACUGUGAAAGCACUAUUGACUUCAAAAGCUUAUUAAAUUGGAAACAGGCAAGUAAACCAACUUUUUCCAUUUUCAAAGACUGAGGUUUUAAGCAUAGAUGCUUUUUCUGAUGUCUAUUCAUGGGAAGAAACUUUAAAGUGAGUCCAAACACAAUGCUGAUUACAAUAAAAUCAGCAAAAAGAAAAGGAGUACUUGUGGCACCUUA
Messenger RNA from Caretta caretta (loggerhead turtle), 7776 nucleotides. RefSeq names its product peroxidasin (gene PXDN). NCBI's taxonomy places the organism in Eukaryota, Metazoa, Chordata, Testudines, Cheloniidae. Gene Ontology annotation, biological process: response to oxidative stress. Gene Ontology annotation, molecular function: peroxidase activity; heme binding; protein binding. The record is from RefSeq and is a predicted model, not a curated record.